CAGGAGCGGAGAGCUGGACAUCAGCUUUCAGACGUACAGUAGAGGUUUUUAUUUAUCUUAGGAGCUCAAUGAUGCCGGAUUUGCAGAUGUCCGCUUGAUUUGGAGCGACUGUGUGAUGUGUGUGUGUAGUGAGUGUGUGUGUAUGUAGUGUGUGUGUGUGUGUGUGCUUGUGUGUUUGUGGUGAGAAAUGGAGGCGAAGAGGAGCGCGGCGGUGGAGAGAAGGAACCUCCUCACCGUCUGCAGGUUUUCGGUGAAGACGCUGCUGGAGAAGUACACGGCCGAACCUAUAGAUGACUCAUCUGAGGAGUUCAUCAACUUUGCCGCAAUCCUCGAACACAUCCUCAGCCACCGCUUUAAAGGUUCAGGCAGCUGGUUCGAUGGCCAGCGUAGUUUCUGGGACUUCAUUCGUCUGGCCUGCAGCAAACUCCAGAACAACUGCAUCAGCAGCAUCGAGAACAUGGAGAACAUUAACUCGUCUAGAGCAAAGGGCAGAGCUUGGAUAAGAGUGGCGCUGAUGGAGAAGCGUCUGUCCGAAUAUAUCGCAACGGCAUUGAGAGACAGCCGCACCACGAGGAGGUUCUAUGAUGAAGGUGCCAUCAUGUUAAGAGAAGAAGCCUCUGUGCUGACUGGUAUGCUGAUAGGACUCGGAGCAAUCGACUUCAGUUUCUGUCUGAAAGGAGAGGCUCUGGACGGUAAAUCCGAGGCUGUGAUUGACUAUACUCCGUACCUAAAGUUCACACAAAGCUAUGACUACCUGAGCGAUGACGACGACUGCCGCAGCGUGGACAGCAGUAAUAGCGACGACAGUGUCCCCGAGCACCCCUACAUUCCUCUGGUUACGGAUGAAGAGAGCUGGAGCAACAAGUGCCGCAGAAUGGAGCAGAGGUUCAAGAUCGUCAAUGCCCAGAAGGGUUAUCUGGAAGAGCUGGUGCGUCUGCGGGAGUCCCAGCUGAAGAAUCUGGAGACAGAGAAUAAACGGCUGAGUUCCAGACUGGAGGAGCUCCAGCUUCAGAGCCAUCAGGAGAAGAGAGAGCUGGAAGGCAUUAUACUGGAAUUACAGGAGCAGCUGACGCGUCUGAUUCCUGGUGAAUCCCACCCUUUGUCCAAGGACAUGUCAAUCCCUCUGGUUAACCAGUGGCCAUCGCUUCAUACCUACAACAACCAGGAGGACAGCAAACUGUACCGCAGGGGGAGCUUCCCCAGCCCCGAGCCUCUCUCAGCACAUAUCAGCCUGGACUCUGAUUCCCAGAAGACCGAGGGGAAGCAGAACGGUCGGCCUUGGUGUGCAGCAGAUAAAGACUACACUCCCUCCAUGCUGGGCCUGUGUGGGUCUUUGGCCUCGCUGCCCAGCUGCAAGUCCCUGCCCAGCUUGAGGUCCACAGAGUGCCUGGUCAACAUUAGCGCCGAGCCCAGCCCUGCGCUCACUCCCAGCUAGGGGGUGCUAAUGAGUCCAUUCUCACCAACUAACACAUUCUAUCAGCAAAGGCAUCCAAAGACUAUGGCUAAGCACCGUACCCUGAUUUUGUGACAUGUCCAAAUCUGCUCUGUCUUCUCCUCUUUCAGUGUCUUUGCUCUCUGCUUGAAGAAACUAAAAGCAGCAGUACAGUUGACAUUGGGUUUGAUGGCUCGUAGAUGCUUAGGGCUAGUGGUCAGGGGCUAUUUUGUAGUGAGAUGAGCUAACAGUUGGGUCAUGCCUGCCUUAUUUCCAGACGGGCAGAUCAGCAUCGCCUUUCUCCGAUGUGGCUGUUUGUCGCUGUAAUGUGCACCGCGUGCGUCUCUGAAUGUCUUUGCUGUCCAGUUUCCCUCAUCUUGUGCUCCUUCCAGCUGCCUGGACUGCAGACUAUGCACUGACUGACCUAAUCCUGGCCAACCAGCACCUACUGUGUUACUUCCCUUUAAGAAAUUGAUGAGAACGCAGUCAUGCAGAUGCACACACACUAUAUGCACACAGGCAUACACAUACAGACACGUAAUGGUCAGUCAGCAUCUGUACUCCUAAGCAACUCCCUUCAUGUCACCCAAAAGACAGAACCUUCAGAACGUCAAGAAAACCUCACUUGGUUCCUCCGUCAAAACUGCAUGCAAGCAUAGGCACAAGGAGGUUCCGGGUUCUAUCCACAUGCCUGACCCGACUUUUUACUGUACACUUGCACCAUCACCUCAAGAGCCGUAAUACAAAUAGACGGGACAGCUGCGGUACUGCCUUUUCCUUUUCUUCAGAUCCCUCCCCAUGUCAACAGGUCAACUGCCAAAAGACAGCCAUUGCGGUGGCAAUGGUAAACCAUGUAAACGAGGGAAAUAUAUAUACAUAUAUAUAUAUAUAUAAACACUGACCGGCCACUUCAUUAAGUAUACCUCUUUGUUUCUACACUCU
This is a messenger RNA of Colossoma macropomum (tambaqui), 2374 nucleotides long. It is a transcript of the gene rundc3ab, whose product is annotated as RUN domain containing 3Ab. Bases 188 to 1435 code for a protein of 415 amino acids. The record is from RefSeq and is a predicted model, not a curated record. The transcript has 11 exons. Gene Ontology annotation, cellular component: cytosol. Lineage: Eukaryota; Metazoa; Chordata; Actinopteri; Characiformes; Serrasalmidae.